AUGAACGAACACAACUUCCACACCUCGAUCGCAUUCGAUGCAACAGCACAAUCGGCUGGUGGCGUCAUGAAACCAAAAAACAUCGCUGAUGAGAAGACGCAGCAGCAGAACAACCAAGGCAUCGAGGAAGAUGUCAUAUCUGAACAAGACGAGAAGCCCGAUGAUGUCAAAGAAGAAUAUCCGAGUGGCAUACUGCUGGUGCCCAUAUUGAUUGCCAUACUCUGCGCAGUCUUUCUUACAGCCCUGGACAUGACAAUUCUUGGAACAGCCAUUCCUAAGAUCACAGACGAAUUUGGAGGUCUUAACAUGGUUUCAUGGUAUGGUUCCGCGUAUUUCAUGACGUUCGGCGGUUUCCAGUCCAUGUCUGGCAAGUUCUACCGCUACUUCCCACUCAAGUGGUCCUUCCUAGGUGCCAUCUUCGUCUUUGAAAUGGGAAGCUUGAUCUGCGCCGUCGCUCCAGAUUCUAUAACUUUCGUCGUUGGCCGCGCAAUCGCUGGUGUCGGCUCCGCCGGCGUAGUAACUGGGGCGUUCACUAUGGCGGCCUUCUACAUCAACCUUCCUAUUGGCGGCGCCUCUGCAGCACUGAUCCUGUUCACUUACAAGACUCCACCACAAGCUGUUAUCACCCAAGCGACUUGGAAGGAAAAGUUCUUGCAAAUGGAUCCUUUCGGCAUUGCUCUCGUCAUGGGCGGCAUCGUUACGUACAUCUUAGCAUUCGAAAAUGGCGGCCAGAAGCGACCUUGGAACAGCAGCUACGUCAUCGGCCUCUUGGUAGGCUUCGUCGUUAUUGCGAUUACCUUCAUCACAUGGGAGAUCUUCAACGGCGAGCGUUCGAUGCUUCCACCCCGGCUUCUCCGCGAGCGAACACUAUGGCAGCCAUCUGCCUUCAUCUUCUUCUUCUCAUCAUCAUAUCUCGUCCUGCUGUACUACCUACCCCUCUAUUUUCAGAGCGUCGACAACCGCAGCGCAAUCAAUUCGGGUGUGUUGAACCUUCCACUGGUCCUCGCGAUGGUGUUGGGUAGCAUCGUCAGUGGCGGCGUUGUCUCAAAGACAGGUUAUGCUGCACCUUUCAUGAUUGGCGGUGCCUUUCUAGCGACUAUCGCUACCGGUCUAAUGUAUACGUUCGACAUUGGUACUGGGCUGGGUAAAUGGAUUGGCUAUCAGGCCUUUUACGGCAUCGCAGUCGGUCUGGGCUUUCAAAUGGCCAUCAACACUGGUCAGGCCAAUGCAAGGGCAGAGGACAUGUCUUCAGCGACGGCAACGAUCUUUUUUUUUCAAACCAUCGGCGGUGCAUUCUCGUUGACUGCGGCUCAGUCUGGAUUUGUCAAUCGCAUGAUCAACACGCUUGCGAGCACAGCACCGAACGUGAAUCCGCUGGCAGUAGUCGGAUCCGGAGCGACUCAGCUUCGGGACAAUUUCGCUGCAGAAGACAUAGCAGGCAUAGUGGUCGCAUACAUGGCGGGCAUCAAGGUCGCGCUCGCUAUUGCGACAGCUUUGGCUGGUGCAGCUGCCGUGGCUGCUGUAUUGGUACCCUUCAAGAAGCUGAACAUGGAAAAGGUGCAGGCUGGAGCUGCGUAG
Alternaria ethzedia is the source of this 1578-nucleotide messenger RNA. RefSeq lists its product as uncharacterized. Lineage: Eukaryota; Fungi; Ascomycota; Dothideomycetes; Pleosporales; Pleosporaceae. The transcript is spliced from 4 exons. Gene Ontology annotation, biological process: transmembrane transport. The record is from RefSeq and is a predicted model, not a curated record. Bases 1 to 1578 code for a protein of 525 amino acids. Gene Ontology annotation, molecular function: transmembrane transporter activity.